AUGGGGGACAUGGCAAACAGUUCCAUCGAGUUCCACCCUAAAUCCCAGCAGCAGCGGGAAAUGCCCCAUGUGGGUGGCUUUGGGUGCACACUAGCAGAACUACGCAACCUCAUGGAACUCCGAGGUGCCGAGGCACUGCAGAAGAUUCAGGAAGCCUACGGAGAUGUCAGUGGGCUGUGCAGAAGGCUGAAGACCUCACCUACUGAGGGCCUGGCAGACAACACCAAUGACUUAGAGAAACGCAGGCAGAUCUAUGGGCAGAACUUCAUCCCUCCCAAGCAGCCCAAGACCUUCCUGCAGUUGGUAUGGGAAGCCCUGCAGGACGUGACUCUCAUCAUCCUGGAGGUGGCUGCCAUCGUCUCCCUGGGCCUCUCCUUCUAUGCACCACCUGGAGAGGAAAGUGAAGCCUGUGGGAAUGUAUCUGGUGGGGCAGAGGACGAGGGAGAGGCUGAGGCUGGCUGGAUCGAAGGGGCUGCCAUCCUACUCUCUGUCAUCUGUGUGGUGCUGGUCACGGCCUUCAAUGACUGGAGCAAAGAAAAGCAGUUCCGAGGUCUUCAGAGCCGUAUUGAGCAGGAGCAGAAGUUUACUGUCAUCCGAAAUGGACAGCUCCUCCAGGUCCCUGUGGCAGCACUUGUGGUGGGGGACAUUGCCCAGGUCAAAUACGGAGACCUUCUGCCUGCUGAUGGUGUGCUAAUCCAAGGCAAUGACCUCAAGAUCGAUGAGAGCUCCCUGACCGGUGAGUCAGAUCAUGUGCGCAAGUCGGCAGACAAAGACCCUAUGCUGCUCUCAGGCACUCAUGUCAUGGAAGGUUCUGGAAGAAUGGUAGUAACAGCUGUUGGUGUGAACUCCCAGACAGGAAUCAUCUUUACAUUGCUUGGAGCUGGUGGAGAGGAGGAGGAGAAGAAAGACAAGAAAGGCAAGCAGCAGGAUGGGGCGAUGGACAGUAGCCAAACCAGAGCUAAGAAGCAGGAUGGGGCUGUUGCCAUGGAAAUGCAGCCCCUGAAGAGUGCUGAGGGUGGGGAAAUGGAGGAGCGAGAAAAGAAGAAAGCCAACGUACCCAAGAAGGAGAAGUCAGUUCUGCAAGGGAAGCUCACAAAACUGGCUGUGCAGAUUGGGAAAGCAGGGUUGGUGAUGUCUGCCAUCACUGUCAUCAUUCUGGUCCUCUACUUUGUGAUUGAGACCUUCGUCGUGGAUGGCCGGGUGUGGCUGGCAGAGUGCACACCUGUCUAUGUUCAGUACUUUGUGAAGUUCUUCAUUAUCGGAGUCACUGUGCUGGUUGUGGCUGUCCCUGAGGGCCUGCCUCUUGCUGUCACUAUCUCUUUGGCUUACUCUGUCAAGAAAAUGAUGAAGGACAACAACCUGGUACGCCACCUGGAUGCCUGUGAGACCAUGGGCAAUGCCACAGCCAUUUGUUCUGACAAGACAGGCACACUUACCACCAACCGCAUGACCGUGGUCCAGUCCUACCUAGGAGACACCCACUACAAAGAGAUUCCAGCUCCCAGCGCCCUAACCCCCAAGAUCCUUGACCUUCUGGUUCAUGCCAUCUCCAUCAACAGUGCCUACACCACCAAAAUACUACCUCCAGAGAAGGAAGGCGCUCUCCCACGCCAAGUGGGCAACAAAACAGAGUGUGCUCUGUUGGGCUUCAUCCUGGACCUGAAACGAGACUUCCAACCUGUACGGGAGCAGAUUCCAGAAGAUAAGCUUUACAAAGUAUACACCUUCAACUCAGUCCGCAAGUCCAUGAGCACGGUUAUCCGCAUGCCUGAUGGUGGCUUCCGCCUCUUCAGCAAGGGAGCCUCAGAGAUCCUGCUCAAAAAGUGUACCAACAUCUUAAACAGCAAUGGUGAACUCCGAGGAUUCCGUCCUCGGGACCGGGAUGACAUGGUGAAGAAGAUCAUUGAACCUAUGGCUUGUGAUGGCCUCCGCACCAUCUGCAUUGCCUACAGGGACUUCUCUGCAAUCCAGGAGCCCGACUGGGACAAUGAGAAUGAGGUGGUGGGUGAGCUUACCUGCAUAGCCGUCGUGGGCAUCGAGGAUCCUGUGCGACCUGAGGUUCCUGAAGCCAUUCGCAAAUGCCAGCGUGCUGGCAUCACAGUCCGUAUGGUGACUGGAGACAACAUCAACACUGCCCGGGCUAUUGCAGCUAAGUGUGGCAUCAUCCACCCAGGUGAAGACUUCCUGUGCCUGGAAGGGAAGGAAUUCAACAGAAGGAUUCGGAAUGAGAAAGGCGAGAUAGAACAGGAGCGGCUGGACAAGGUGUGGCCCAAGCUGCGGGUGCUCGCCCGGUCAUCUCCUACUGACAAACACACGCUGGUCAAAGGCAUUAUUGACAGCACAACUGGUGAGCAGAGGCAGGUGGUGGCUGUGACUGGGGAUGGUACCAAUGAUGGGCCAGCUCUCAAAAAGGCAGAUGUGGGCUUCGCCAUGGGCAUCGCAGGCACUGAUGUGGCCAAGGAGGCCUCUGACAUCAUCCUGACUGACGACAACUUCACCAGCAUUGUCAAGGCCGUCAUGUGGGGCCGCAAUGUCUAUGACAGCAUCUCCAAGUUCCUGCAGUUUCAGUUGACAGUCAACGUGGUGGCUGUGAUCGUGGCCUUCACAGGUGCCUGUAUCACUCAGGACUCUCCUCUCAAAGCUGUGCAGAUGUUAUGGGUGAAUUUGAUCAUGGAUACAUUUGCCUCACUUGCCCUGGCAACGGAGCCCCCAACUGAGUCACUGCUGCUGCGGAAGCCAUAUGGCCGAGACAAGCCCCUCAUCUCACGUACCAUGAUGAAGAACAUCCUUGGCCAUGCCGUCUACCAGCUCACCAUCAUCUUUACCUUGCUUUUUGUUGGAGAGCUCUUCUUCGACAUUGACAGUGGAAGGAAUGCACCCCUGCACUCGCCACCCUCCGAGCACUAUACCAUCAUUUUUAACACCUUUGUCAUGAUGCAGCUUUUCAAUGAGAUUAAUGCUCGCAAGAUCCAUGGUGAGAGGAAUGUCUUUGAUGGUAUCUUCAGCAACCCCAUCUUCUGCACCAUUGUCCUGGGCACCUUUGGAAUUCAGAUUGUCAUCGUCCAGUUUGGUGGGAAGCCCUUCAGCUGUUCACCACUGUCCACAGAACAGUGGCUCUGGUGCCUAUUUGUUGGUGUUGGGGAGCUGGUCUGGGGACAGGUCAUUGCCACCAUCCCCACUAGCCAGCUCAAGUGCCUGAAGGAAGCAGGACAUGGGCCUGGGAAGGACGAGAUGGCUGAUGAGGAGCUGGCCGAGGGGGAGGAGGAAAUCGACCAUGCUGAGCGAGAGCUCCGCAGGGGCCAGAUCCUCUGGUUUCGGGGCCUCAACCGGAUCCAGACGCAGAUGGAGGUAGUGAGUACCUUCAAGAGAAGCGGGUCAUUUCAGGGUGCUGUGCGCCGGCGGUCUUCAGUCCUCAGCCAGCUCCAUGACGUAACCAAUCUUUCUACCCCUACUCACAUCCGGGUGGUGAAAGCAUUCCGUAGCUCACUUUAUGAAGGCCUUGAGAAACCGGAAUCCAAGAGCUGCAUCCAUAACUUCAUGGCAACGCCCGAAUUUCUGAUCAAUGACUACACCCACAACAUCCCGCUCAUCGAUGACACAGAUGUGGAUGAGAAUGAAGAGCGCCUGAGGGCCCCGCCUCCCUCACCCCCUAACCAGAACAACAACGCCAUAGACAGCGGCAUCUACCUGACCAUGCAUGCCACCAAGUCAGCUACCUCUUCAGCAUUCUCUUCCAGGCCCGGGAGCCCACUCCACAGCAUGGAGACGUCCCUCUAA
This is a messenger RNA of Arvicola amphibius (Eurasian water vole), 3777 nucleotides long. RefSeq names its product ATPase plasma membrane Ca2+ transporting 3 (gene Atp2b3). The transcript has 21 exons. Gene Ontology annotation, molecular function: PDZ domain binding; ATP hydrolysis activity; ATP binding. The record is from RefSeq and is a predicted model, not a curated record. Gene Ontology annotation, biological process: regulation of cytosolic calcium ion concentration; calcium ion transmembrane transport. Gene Ontology annotation, cellular component: membrane; intracellular membrane-bounded organelle. Bases 1 to 3777 code for a protein of 1258 amino acids. NCBI's taxonomy places the organism in Eukaryota, Metazoa, Chordata, Mammalia, Rodentia, Cricetidae.